GCUGUCGGUCUUCUUCGGUGAGCUGGAGACAGGUGGCGACGUCAAGAUUUUCUUCGUCGAUAACGUGCGGCAGCAAGGCGUUGAGAGUCGUAGCGUUACUGCCGUAAACGAGUUGUUGCGAACUGUGGAGGCCAAGGCCACUGUCAGGUGAUUGAAUCCGGUAGGCGCUGUCUCCUCAGCCCAAACGACUGAAGAAUUAAAAUGGAAUUUGUGCAUCAUUUGGUAAUUGUCACUCUCUUGAUCUGUGAAGCGUUUGCCGCCAAUUACUGUGCCCAUCAAAAUGAGGAAUUUUACUACUGCAAAUCUAAAGGCGAGAAGUAUCCACAGCUGUGCCCGCAAUUACACGACACGUGUGGCAGUAUAGGAGAACAAAUAUGCGUCUGUAAAGAAGGCUACUUUCGGUGGGACUUUUGGGAACCUUGCGUUACGUGGAGAGAAUGCGUCUUGCCCACUGCAAGCAGCUAUGAGGUACUAGAAGGCAGUGAGACAUUGUUCCUAACGAAGGCGUCUGGGACUGUAUUCACAAAUCUCGUGAGGUGCUUCAAAUCGUCCUUAAUUUUUAAAUCGUGGGCUGUAUGGGUCCGCACAGUGGAAUUCCAACAGAGGACUGGAACACUAUCACAUGCAGAGACUGACUCGUCUGAGGGACGGACUGAGGACAUGCUGCCGCCAGCCACCAAAGAGGAGACAGCACUAGGAAAUGAUGAUGCCUCUCUGAAUGCGAGCCGUACUUACGACGAGAUGGAGCCGUGCAUUUGGUGUUCGGCACUUCGUCCUUCAGAAGCGCCUAUUGAGACUGAGCCGAAGAGCAUUGAUGGGAGCAUUAAUUCCCGUAGCUUGGUCCAGACCGGGCUUGAAACGGUACCUUGGUUCAUGCGGCAGUCGGUGAAGCCGAGAAGCAGCUUGACUGCAAUAAAAACAACGUUCACACCGUGGGAGAAAAAGAGACAUCUACUUUAUUUGAGCGUGGGUCGUUUAAAUGGAAGGUCCGUCAUCCAAAUAAAUAACACCAAACCUGAAAGCCUUCAUGCCGACUUUGAGCCGGAGUACGAUAUUUUGCACGCGAAUGCGAACUGCCUCAUUAUUGGGAAAAAUCCGCCACCAGGACAAAUGACAGACUGCUUUUACUGGACAACUCGAAGCAGGAGUAGACAGAACAAUUAUGAGUGCAAUUUCAUUUUGCAAAACUACUGUAAGUUCCCGAUUGAUGUCCCAUAUGAUGACAGUGAAUGUAGGUAGCUGUAUGACGUGUCAAUAAAUGCGUGGCAACAGCUGCACAG
This is a messenger RNA of Dermacentor silvarum, 1280 nucleotides long. RefSeq lists its product as uncharacterized. The record is from RefSeq and is a predicted model, not a curated record. The coding region runs from base 202 to 1239 and encodes 345 amino acids. The transcript is spliced from 11 exons. Lineage: Eukaryota; Metazoa; Arthropoda; Arachnida; Ixodida; Ixodidae.